Messenger RNA from Filobasidium floriforme, 693 nucleotides. RefSeq lists its product as uncharacterized. The transcript has 5 exons. The coding region runs from base 1 to 693 and encodes 230 amino acids. The record is from RefSeq and is a predicted model, not a curated record. Lineage: Eukaryota; Fungi; Basidiomycota; Tremellomycetes; Filobasidiales; Filobasidiaceae.
AUGUCAAAGGGCGAAAGGAAUGAGACAAAACCUCCUCGAGCUUCGCAAAACAAAGCCCCUUUCUCCGUGUCUGAACUGUCUGAAACACAGGGAAUGUACGCUAUAUUAACUUUCGGCACUACGGUAGAUACCUCUCAUCGUAGCGCUUAUCCAUACCAGACCGACAACCUGCUACAAACUCCCGACCUUAACCCUGAAAACGCAGGUACUAUGCACGCAUCUAGUUUUACAGCAGUUAUCCCCUUGAUCGGCGCGAUUGGCGCUUCAGCGGGCCGGUGCGAUAAAACCAAGUCCUCCGGCGGAUUGACGUCGUACGCCGCUGUUCAGCUGGUCAAUCCGGCAUCCGCGGCUGGCUUCAAAGAAUUGGCAAGUCUUUCCAGGAUCCGAAACGCCGCAGAGAUCGAGAUUGCUGAUCGGAAUGUUCGAUGUCAUAGCCCUGGAUCGAGACGACCGCCAGCGAUCUGGUCAAACUGUCAUGGCGCUUCUUUCACUGCAAGCCUAGAAAGUGGUAGUAAGAACAACGGCACGUGUAUUUUGUGGGUCACCGGAAAAGGGGUCGACGAGGACCGUGACUAUUUGAAGACUACCGAAAAGGAGUUCAAGACGGGGACCAUCUUAGGGACUUGUGAGGAGCACGAGCGGGUCGUGAACGUUGACGCUGGUGGACCAGGCUGCUGCGACAUCUGGUACUGA